AUGGCUACUGUCCUUGCUGUCCGGAGCGAGGUGACAGGCAAGCGCCCCAUCAAGCUGACCCCGAAGAUGCAGGGAGCUGGGGGUCUUGGUACCCGCUUGAGUGGCGGUGUCAAGAAGCGCAAGGCUGUUGGCGGCCGACUGAUCACGAAAGCGCGCAAGGAUGGCGCUUCUGAGCACGUCGAUGACAACGAUGAUGUCGACGAUGUUGCGGGCAACACCGGCAUUGACAACGCCUCUGCUGCCGCAGCUGACCCGUCUAGCGGUGCUGGUGAUGCCGCUCCCUUGGGGGUUCAAGUCCAUGCUGACGACUUCAGUGAUGAGGAGCAUGAUGAGGAAGAGGAACGCACGAAGCUGCAGACGGAAAAGCAAGUUUUAACCGUAACGCUCAUUUCCUGUGCCGCAGGGGACGGGCGACAGGACACGCUGAACAACAUCACCGAGCGUGAUGGGGCGUCGCUUCCCUCUCAAAGUCCUGCUGGGAGCCCCCUGGAGGGUGUUGCCGCGGCAUCUGACCAGGCUGCUAACGGGCGGCUUGCUGAGUUGGAGCGAACCACGCAGCAGCAGUCACAGCUGAUUUCGUCGCUUUUGUUGCAACUUAACAACGGGUCCUGCUCCCUGGAGAGGGGUGCGGUGGGUCAUGCCUCGGGGUCUCCAAGCACCAAUGGAACGCCGCGAUCAGCACCAACGUCGCAGCAAGCUCAUGUCGCCACACCCGAACGCGAAAUGCUGCAGCGCCUGACAUCCAACCGUGCUUCCCCUGCUGUGCCGCGGAAGCGGAAGUAUCCAACGAUGAAGAACAACGGUAACGUGUGCGACGUAGUCCUGCACACGUCACUCAGCGGUAUCCCGUUGAGGGACCAGAUCCUCAUGCGCCAGUUGCCUUCCUAUGGCAAGGCAUGGAACUCGACUUGUUCUUCUCGCAUGCUGAUUUGCCACGUUUCCAAGUUUCCAAAUCUCCCUAUUCUUUUCCGCAUUCCCAUGUACCAGAAAAAAAUGGAGCUUGCUGUGGUUGUGGCGUUCUUUCGCCAACCGGACGACGUUACGAGCGUGUACCCGUCAGAAAGCGUGGUGAUGCGGUGCCUCAUCGGCGUUUGGGGCGAGAGCAAGGCUGCCGCGCUAGUAGCAGUCAUGACGUACUGCGUGGCGCGGGCAGGCGCUUCAACGCGCAAGCAGAGUGAUUGGCGUGCGCGGAUCUCGAUGAAUGGGCGCCGGAAUUUUGCUGACGCCUAUGGGCUAGUUUGCGAAGCGAAUCCCCGUCUGAAGUUCGAUUACAGCGAGCUGAUUUGUGAUGAGGAGCGCACACCGACCCAAGUAUACAACUUGGAGAGCAAGGGUGGGAUACCACUGGUCAAGCCUCUUGAAAAGGGAGGGCUUCUUAUCUGGCACUUUGCUGAAGGCACGAUGCGCCCGUUUGGCACUGCGCUCUUCGACAUCAUCGUCCGCAACGCAUUUCAGAAGGGUGCUGGCGGGUCGGCUACGGUGGUGAAGGCGUACCACAUUGCCUAUCUGCUGUAUCUGUCCCCCUUUGAGUUCUCACUGGGCGAGUCAGGAGGGAGCCUGCAGCUCGCAGUGAUGAGCGGCACCAUCAAAUGGCCGCACCCGCCGCUCUCCGCCUCCUCCUUUCCAUCCCCUAAUCUCCCCUCUUUUCUCCUUCUCCCCAUUUUCCCCCCUCCCCCACCCCUACCCUUGCUUCCUGCACUCUUUCCCCGGCCCUUUCUCCCCAUUCCCUCCCGCCUUUUUUCUUCUCCUUUCCCGAACCCCAGGUACGGGCAGUCCCCCUUUGAGUUCUCACUGGGCGAGUCAGGAGGCAGCCUGCAGCUCGCAGUUGAAUAUUCCGUGGUGCACCACAAGGCUCGUGGCAAACGCAUUCCUACGGAUGCGGAUGUGAAUGCAGCUGACAUUGCCUGCUACCACCGCAAGGUGAAGGCGGCCAUUCGCAAGACCCUCGAGGAGUCUCCGGAUGACCAGCUUCCUGCAUGGUCGGAGCAGUAUCAGGGGUGGGUGUUUGGACCCACCGAGACUGUGGUGAUCUCGGGCAGCGGGUUCCCCGACCUCGUUCCCGAUGGGGCUGACCCCGAUGCCGCCGAGAAGAAGGCGGUUGCUCUCCUGUUCGAGUAUGCCCAGGUGGAGCCCGAGAAAGGCAAGAAGAAGAAGACGGGUUCCAACAACAGUGAUGCCACCAUGGAGCGUGAUCUCCUGGAUGAUGUGGGCUUGGGCGCAGGCUUGGCGGGCGCGUUGCGUCCAGCAGCUGGGGCAGCUUCCACGAGUGGGAGCGCGGCGAUCCGCGCGGCCGUGAGGCAACGUCUGGUGGCUGUGACGCAGCGAGUCGCGGGGCUCAACGAGAACGUGUCCGCCCUCUCCGGGAUGGUGACCGACUUGCACGGCGCGCUGAGCAACGCUCUGGAUGACGCUUUGAACAGCGCUCUCAACGGCGCUGUGAACGACGCUCUGAAUGGGGGUUUGAACGACGGCGGUGUGCGCGGUGGCGUUGUGGGGAAUCUCGCGAAUCUUCUGCCUCAGCCGGCAGGCAUGCUGCGAGCUGUGCUGACGUCAUGCAACGGCCUGCUGUCUCUCCAGGCCGGCGCUGCUGACAUUCAGAUCCUCAAGAUUGGCUCAGAUUACAUGGUCACAUACUACCUCUUCGUUGGGGGAGUGACCAAGGCCCCGGACUCGCAGGCCAUCUUCAAGGGCAACGCCUGCGGCACCGCUGUUGCUUCAGCAGCCCUCGCUCUGCUUGGCACGUGGGUGCCCAUGAGCCCUGUGUCCUGGUCGCUGGCCAAUGUCGUGAGGGCGUCAGCUGCUGACGUGGCGGAUGUGCUGGCGUUGAUCCAAGGGAUCACCAAUGAUGACCUGUUCCUCGGAUUCUCCGGUGCUGACGUGGCACUCUCAGGGAGAACGAUGGGUGGAAGGGUGUGA
Closterium sp. NIES-65 is the source of this 2916-nucleotide messenger RNA. NCBI's taxonomy places the organism in Eukaryota, Viridiplantae, Streptophyta, Zygnematophyceae, Desmidiales, Closteriaceae. The record is from the annotation of a GenBank genome assembly.